AUGGAACAUUCAAUGACCUCCGAAUCAAAUCAACAACAACUCUAUCAAUUUUGUGGGUACGAACUGAAGAUUACCCAAGAUUUCAAACACUUAACCGUACCAGCGAUGAUCUGGGACGCUGGGAUCGUACUCUGCCGGUAUUUUGAGGAAACGCGCAUCAACUUUACUGGGAAGAAAGUGAUUGAACUGGGGUCUGGCACUGGGCUCGUGGGGAUUCUUGCCAGCCUCUUGGGUGGAGAGGUUACAUUGACAGAUCGGCCGAACGUCCUGAAUCAGAUUGUGUACAACGUGAAUAGUAACAUCCCCUCUGAACUCAUAGCGAGAACAAAGGUUAGUGCCCUCCAGUGGGACCAUCCACACGACCAGUAUGCCUCUAAGUAUGAUAUUAUCAUUGGCUCGGAUAUCGUCUAUGAUCCACGCCAAUUCCAGCCACUUAUAAACAUGCUGUUACACCUGAGCAACCCGGACACCGUUAUCUACUUCAGUUCCAAGCUGAUUAAGAAUAUAGCGGCGGUUGUGUUUUAUGAAAAAAAACUACCAAUGCACUUCGACUUCGAAAUUGUUCAUACACUUCCACAUCAAUUAAUUAACGUUUACAAAAUCACCCGGAGAAUUGACAGCGACUAG
Messenger RNA from Amblyraja radiata (thorny skate), 627 nucleotides. RefSeq names its product EEF1A lysine methyltransferase 3-like. Gene Ontology annotation, cellular component: cytosol; protein-containing complex. Bases 1 to 627 code for a protein of 208 amino acids. The transcript is spliced from 3 exons. The record is from RefSeq and is a predicted model, not a curated record. Lineage: Eukaryota; Metazoa; Chordata; Chondrichthyes; Rajiformes; Rajidae.